AUGAUCUGUUACACUGAAGGAGACACGGUCACUUUCACUGUUGCUGAGUCGGAUGCCGAUUUCUAUCAUCUCUCUUCCAACCACCUAAAAGACGCCAAAGAAUCACGCCCACUCGUGCCUCACUUGUCUACAUUUGGAACUACUGUCCCCAUGUUAGCAAUUCAAGUUACUGUCUUCCCAAAUACUAGAAUCUAUAUUGGGUUGUCACAUCACCAUACGUCUUGUGAUGGAAGAGGAUUCACCCACUUCAUGAGGACAUGGGCUUCGAUCUCCAAGUUAGGAGCUGGAUUUGGAUCUCUCUCAUCUGAUCAGUCCCUACCAAUCUUGGACAGGACUGUGAUCAAGGAACAAGAUGACAUGUUAAAGAUGUUCUUAGACAAGUUAGAUGGAUUCAUGGGUUCCGAAUCAGUAUCUGGGAAUCGAAUAUUAAGUGUGAUGGAUGUGGAACUCCAACCCAACAUGGUUCGAGCUACGCUCCAGCUAAUGAAGCAAGUGGUAAGAAACUCAAGGAAUGGGUGUUCACUUGAUGAAAAAACACAAACAAGAUCAAUUAAUCCUCCAUCCAGAUUGGUGGCGAUAUGCGCUUAUACAUGGAUUUGUUUGCUUAAAGCAGAAGCAAAAGUGGGUGGAUCCAACACUAACAACAUGACUCUUUUUGUGCUUACCGUCGACUGCAGGGCUCGGCUGGACCCUCCAGUCCCAGAAGCAUACUUGGGUAAUUGUAUGAGACCUUAUGUGGUGGUUACUAAUAAGAGUGAUCUGAUGAGAGGAGGAAUAGGUUUGGCAGCACAAUUGAUAGGAGAUGAGGUUCAUGAGAUGCACAAAGGAAUUUUGAGAGGCAUGGGCCGCAUGGCACAUAGUGUUUCAGGUUUGAUAGAUAUGCCACCUAAUCGAGUUUUGGUAGGUGCAGGGUCACCACGGUUUGGGUAUUACAAGACAGAUUUUGGGUUUGGAAGGCCAAAGAAGGUGGAGACGACAUCCAUUGAUAGAACAUGA
Molecule: messenger RNA, 996 nt
Organism: Macadamia integrifolia
Lineage: Eukaryota; Viridiplantae; Streptophyta; Magnoliopsida; Proteales; Proteaceae
Product: malonyl-coenzyme:anthocyanin 5-O-glucoside-6'''-O-malonyltransferase-like
Exons: 1
Coding region: 1-996 (331 amino acids)
Source: RefSeq, a predicted model, not a curated record